Messenger RNA from Amphiprion ocellaris (clown anemonefish), 1532 nucleotides. RefSeq lists its product as uncharacterized. Lineage: Eukaryota; Metazoa; Chordata; Actinopteri; Pomacentridae. The transcript is spliced from 4 exons. The record is from RefSeq and is a predicted model, not a curated record. The coding region runs from base 16 to 930 and encodes 304 amino acids.
AGUUUGAAGUACAAGAUGGGAAAUUACAGAUCAAAGCUUCGAAGUCUUGGAGUUCCUGAGGUUACCUGCAACUCACUGAAGAACAAGCACCCUGAUGACAAGGCACCUGCAAAGAACAUAAAGAAGCCAAGAAAAGGAGAAGUUGUGUUUCUCCCACAUUAUAGUGGAGGAAACGGCAAGGAGCAACAAGAGCUGGACCGACAGCAGCUAAUCGCAGAGUCAAAGAAAAAGGACAGUACAGCCAUCAAGGGCUUAAUGUGCAGCACAUUUGCACAUAGAAGAAAUGAGGUCAUCAGCCUGCAGAUGAGCAUCAAAGAGAUCACUAACAGAUGGCCUACCUUGUUUGAUGUUUCGCAGGUCAGUGCAGAGUUUCAGAGGAUCACCACACUGAAUCUUGAGCCAAAAUUCAUGUCAAGGUUGGACUUCUAUUCCCCCAAACUGCGGUCCCUGUUCCAAGUAAAGAAAGGUGCUGCAGGAGAACGGCAUCGGGCUCGAAUGAGUGUACUGCUUCAGAACGGAAUCCCCAUUCAGAGAACACGAGAGAUCAUCAUCCAAUGUCUCAUUGAUCAUCUGGGAGAAGAUGCAAGUGCCUUGAUCAAGGAGUUUGAGGUGGUUGCUGAUGCUCCUGACGGUUUAGAAAAGGAGUUGGCAGAGGAGGUCAUGAAGAUUUACAUGCUGCGGAACCAGGGACAAUCAGAUGAUGCACCUACUGAUGUAGGGAUUGUAAUUGAGGGCGUCAUUGUCCUCCGCAGUCUUGGGGAUCUUAGCAGAGCCUGCUGCUAUCUGUUGGGACUAACCUAUGCCUUGGAUCUGAGAUACCCCCGGAAUCUCAGAUACAUUUUUGAGGUAUUCCAAAAAGUGCUACUGGAGCUGGAUCCUGGAAACCUUUCAACCAAGGUUCAAAGACUGAAAAAUUACCUGUGUACUUAGUUGUCAACUACUGUUCAGUGAGAUGCUCUCACUAAUCUGGAUUUUGUCCAAUUUCAAGGUGUGCAUGUCUUAAAAUUUUAGUGAAAUAUUGUCUUAAUCCCAAAGUAACGUGUAACAAAGUAUAGUGAGGGCAAACACUAAAAACUUAUUCCAACUUAUAGGCUGUCUUGCUUGUUGUAAGCAUCAACCUUUUUCAAACUGUCAGUUGUUUCCUGAUGGACAGGAGAAACCAGGUGCCAGUUUUUGUUAUUGGUCCCUUGAUUUUGUUUUAUGAUCUUACAUUUGCCAUUUUGUUUAAUAACUUCUUGAUUUGAGAAAGGGUGAGAAGUGGGAAGGACAGGACAUUGAUUGCUCAGUACUUGGCAAAAAGAUGUUUUUCACUCAAAGUGAUUCGUUCCAAAAUUUGCAUCAGAAUGUAGAAAUGUACUCUGGCGUUUUAACAUAAUGGUGUAGGCCUGCCCAGUUACUGUCAAGGGGCUGAUUAGCAAUAAAGCUAGUUAUUGCUGAUGUUAGGUGUCACUGUUCUUAGUGUAUUUCAGCCAUGUGCAGAGCUCAGUUCAGCCUGUUGCUCUUGAACCAGAAGCAUUUUUUUACCUGGACUU